UAAGCCUACAGCUCUCAUCUCUGCAGCGCUGGACGGAAACACUAUUGUAUGUGACGUCAAUUAAACCGUGGUAGCGACCCACACACUUCAGCUCUGACGGCAAUUGUCCUUUUUUUGGAUGCCUGCGUCAGCAAGACCUUUUUAAAAUCACCACAUGGCAUACAUGGAAUCAGUUGACCAUAUUUGCAAUUUCCAUGAUGUGUUAAAGAUUUUUUCAGACAUUGUAUUAUCACCGAGGUACCGGAUCUAGAAUGUAUCCCAUUUGGCUAUAAAUAAGUUUCAGUCUUCACAGUCGCAGCUACCGCCGUCUCCCCGUGCGCCUGGACGAUGAUGUGCUCGUCCAGGCAGAACGAUAGAUUUCAACAGCAUCACUUCAUAAAAUACAGUCUUUCUAUUGACAAAUGAACUAUUUAAUUGGUACUGGUAAACGGCGACUAAAUAAUUAGAGUUUUGUCCAAGGCAUUCUGAGUGUUUGUUGGCUCGCGGAACACACGGACCAUGCAUCUGAACCACUCCGCGGACCACGAGACCACUCUCCGUGGCGGGAAAAGGAGUCAGCUCGAGCUCUCCUCCGUCGCCAUCAAUAGUUGGGCAUCCUCAAAAUCCCAACAGUAUCCUGUCAAAAUGCAGCUACCCAGCAGUUCCUUCAUCCCCACCAUCAAUGCCAUCACGUCCAGCCAAGAGCUGCAGUGGAUGAUCCAGCCAGCCAUUCUAGCCUCCAAGCCUGGCCACUGCCUACCCUCUCACCCCUACCAGCCCCUGGACAUCAGCAGUAGCCUGGGGCCUGGGAGCCACACAAGGCUCGGGGUAAUACGGACAGUGGGCAACAUGCAUGGAAGGAGCAGGCGUAGUGAUCAGUUGAACCCAGCUGAAGAGGAGAGGAGAAGGUUGAGGAGAGAAAGGAACAAGCUGGCUGCUGCCAAGUGUCGCAACCACAGGAAGGAGCUGACCGACCAACUGCAAGGAGAGACUGAUGAACUGGAGAGAGAGCAGGCCUGCUUGAAGACCCAGGUUGAGAGGCUCCAGGAGGAGAGAGAGAAGCUGGAGCGCAUGCUCGUGUCGCAUGCCCCAGUGUGUCUACUGGGCUGUGACGGCCAUCCCCAGGCCCAGCCACUGCCCCCUCCUGCCCCGACCAUGUACCCCACAGCCACCUCCCCCCUGGCCAAACCCCUGAGCCCCCCUCCUGCGAUAAAGCAGGAGCCUCAGGAAGAGAUGCUGUUCUCCUUUCACCACCAUGAACACUGCGUCAACAAACCCACCUAUCGCCAUGUAGAAGAGUACUGUCCCAGUGUCGACAGCUUCACCGUCCCGUCCAUGGUGAGCUGCAGCCCAGCCCGUUUGGUGGAUCUAUCCUGUCCCAUGCUGUCUCACCAUCACCCCAGCCUGAGUGGGCAGGAUAGGUCAUUCCGGGAAGAGGCCCUUCCCAACAACUUGCUCUCCAAGCCUCUCCCUGGUAGUGACAUGAGUCUUGAGGAUGGACUACUGGGACCACGAUUCUCCCCCAACUUGUUAACUCUGUAGGGCAAUGAUUUACAGUAAAGUGGACAAAUAUAAUGUACAGCGCUAUACUGUACUUUAAUCACUAUGGCAUGUUCAGAUGCUAUUCUUUGAAAUACUUGACCAGCAACUGAUUUGGUCUGCCUGGUACAAUGGAACUAAUGGAAUUGUCCCAAAAGUACAAACUCCAUGCUAAGGCCUAGAUUCAAUCCGAUCGAGUGUUAAACUGUGAUAGCAGACACACGAAUAACGAAUGUUUUUGCUGUCAGAGGUGGAACUGCGUUGGAGCCGUGAAAUCGGUGAGUAGCUGCUCUUGCAAUCAUUGUCAAGAAGCCACAUCUGUCCCCACUCGCUUUGGAAGUUUAGAGCGAGAAAGUGUAGCCUAUAUAUCCAAUUUGUAAGUCGCUCUGGAUAAGAGCGUCUGCUAAAUGACUUAAAUGUAAAUGUAAAUAAAUAAUUACGCUCAAAUUGAAAAAUAAUUAAACUAUAUAAAGAGGAUUUCUAUCAGCCUAAUUGAUGUGUAGAUUCCUUCUCACAUUCCAGUGUUCCAACUUGGUACAAGGCUGCAUGGGAUUUCUGUUAAUGUGACUCUGUGAAGCCAAUGGCAAUGUCCACUUUAGGUAUAAUGCCUGGAGCCACUUGUGGAUUUGACAGCUCUAACAGCAGUUCCUCAUCUGACACCACCAAAACAACCACAAUGCUGAUGUCACUAAAGCGGUUCUGAUUGAAUAGAGCACUUUCUCAAGCACAGACUAGGCUAUAGUAUACUGUCAAGUAUCUAAAAGUUUUUGAGCUCUGGAGAGGAUUCUUCCCUUGUAAGAGGAAGAUAAAGGUUUAACUAGAUAUUCUUUGUUAAUCAGAAAUUAACAUCACAAUUCCUUUACAAGUUUGGCUCUUGUCAAUACUUCAAUCAUAUCCAUUUUCAAACUGAAAAUCGAUUGACUAGUAGUUUGGUUUGUUAGACGCUAGAUGGUGCUGCAAGACAUUGCCUUGGCACAACUGUAAAGCACUACUGUAAAUCACAAUGGCAAAUAUUUAUUAACCACUAGUUCUGUUUAGUAUUUAAUUAUUUAAUUGCUGUGCCAUUUAUUAAAGCCAAUCUGUAUGUAGAAGCCAUUUUAUGAUUUUAAGUUGGAAUAAUGGGUUGUCACGACAACACUGACAAAUUUUAUACAGUCAAAUGUGAUUUGAACACAAUGCAAGCAUUACUUACCAUACAUCUGAGGUAGAAGUGUCAAAGCAAUAUUGUCAUCCACAAUUAUUUGCUAUAAUGUUGACCUUUAUAUUUAUCUCAUAUUGUGUGUUAUUCAUUCUUGACGGUUUUCAUUAGGUUUCAAUGUAUUAUUCGAGGCAGUACAAUAAAUUAAUAGGAAGAGUA
This is a messenger RNA of Oncorhynchus masou masou (cherry salmon), 2875 nucleotides long. Its product is annotated as fos-related antigen 2-like. The transcript is spliced from 4 exons. Gene Ontology annotation, biological process: regulation of transcription by RNA polymerase II. The coding region runs from base 499 to 1521 and encodes 340 amino acids. The record is from RefSeq and is a predicted model, not a curated record. Lineage: Eukaryota; Metazoa; Chordata; Actinopteri; Salmoniformes; Salmonidae. Gene Ontology annotation, molecular function: RNA polymerase II cis-regulatory region sequence-specific DNA binding; DNA-binding transcription factor activity, RNA polymerase II-specific. Gene Ontology annotation, cellular component: nucleus.